Pseudophryne corroboree (corroboree frog) is the source of this 1229-nucleotide messenger RNA. Its product is annotated as carbohydrate sulfotransferase 6-like. NCBI's taxonomy places the organism in Eukaryota, Metazoa, Chordata, Amphibia, Anura, Myobatrachidae. Gene Ontology annotation, biological process: N-acetylglucosamine metabolic process; sulfur compound metabolic process. The transcript has a single exon. The record is from RefSeq and is a predicted model, not a curated record. Gene Ontology annotation, molecular function: N-acetylglucosamine 6-O-sulfotransferase activity. Gene Ontology annotation, cellular component: trans-Golgi network. Bases 78 to 1208 code for a protein of 376 amino acids.
AUUCUCCUAUGCCUUCAAGUUUCUGAUCACCCUUCUCUUCUUCUUUCCAUGAUCCCUAGAUUCUACUGUACCUGACCAUGACCAUACGCCUCAAGCUAAUAUUCUUACUUCUCUUUAUGUCUGUAAUCAUUUUAUAUUUAUCUCACUUUCUCUUUCAUAAACCACCCUCAUCCUCCUCCCCUUCUGCCUCUCAGAAACAGCAUUCUGUGCAUGUCCUUGUUGUCUCUUCUUGGAGAUCUGGCUCCUCUUUCCUUGGACAGAUCUUUAACCACCACAGUGACGUCUUUUACCUCUUCGAGCCUGGACAUCACACCUGGAUGAAGUUCCAACAAGAGAGCGCAGAGCUGCUGCAUUAUCCUGUGAGAGAUCUCCUGCGUUCCCUCUUCACCUGCGAUGUAUCAGCCCUCCAGCAGUAUCUUCCCAAUGGUGGGAGGCGCAUUGGUGAUAUGAAGUUCUUUGCAGAAAGUCGGGCUCUCUGUACCCCUCCAGCUUGCUCAGCCUUUAUCCCCUCUGAAGGCUAUGAUCGCCUCAACUGUUUCCAACGUUGUAGAAAUUCAUCCCUUCAUAAAAUGGCUGAGACGUGUCGGACAUACAGUCAUGUGGUGAUGAAAACUGUUCGGAUCCUGGAUCUUUCUGUCCUUCUCCCCCUUUUUCGAGACCCAGCCCUUGAUCUGCGGAUUCUUCAUCUUGUGAGAGACCCUCGAGCCGUUGCCUUGUCAAGGAAAUCCUUCUCUCUUCGAAUUGAGGACAAGAUAGUUCUAAAGAAUGAAAUAAAUGAUAUGAAAACUAAUAUAAUGACAAGUAAGGUCAUGGAAAAGAUUUGUAGGUCCCAGGUGGCCAUUAAUAAACUGUCCAGAACAUCUCAGGUCUUACGUGGGCGCUAUAUGGCUAUACGUCAUGAGGACUUGACCAGCAAACCGAUCAAAAGUCUACAGCAAAUUUACAAGUUCUCUGGACUGCCUUUAACUAAAGAGCUGAAACGAUGGAUUCAUAAUAUCACCCAUGAGGAGGUUGGAGAGAAAAAUAGUUUCAUGACCUUCUCAAAAGUGUCCUCAGUGGCUAACCAAAGGUGGAGAACUGCUAUGGACUUUGACUCGGUGAAGCAGAUUCAACAGAGUUGCAAGGAGGCGAUGAACGUGUUUGGUUACCUGCCGGCGAGAUCCAAGAGCGAGCAGAAAAAUAUAACUGUUCACUUGAUGAGGAACUAAACAAUUGGGUAUGAGAGACUU